Molecule: messenger RNA, 3506 nt
Organism: Chroicocephalus ridibundus (black-headed gull)
Lineage: Eukaryota; Metazoa; Chordata; Aves; Charadriiformes; Laridae
Gene: PPP1R8
Product: protein phosphatase 1 regulatory subunit 8
Exons: 7
Coding region: 84-1145 (353 amino acids)
Cellular component (GO): nuclear speck
Molecular function (GO): mRNA binding; protein binding; protein serine/threonine phosphatase inhibitor activity
Source: RefSeq, a predicted model, not a curated record
CGAGGCAGGCUGGGAUCGCCCCGCGCUCCGGUCCGCCACCUUCCCAUCCUGCCCUCCGCCCGCCUGAAUGGGGCAGAGGCAAGAUGGCGGCGAACGCCAACUCCGCCGGCGGUGGCGGCGUGUCGCUCUUCGAGUGCCCCAGCUGGGCAGGGAAACCGCCACCUGGCUUACAUCUGGAUGUAGUCAAAGGAGACAAACUCAUUGAGAAGCUCAUCAUUGAUGAGAAGAAAUACUAUCUUUUUGGGAGAAACCCUGAUCUGUGUGAUUUUACCAUUGACCACCAGUCUUGCUCUCGGGUCCAUGCUGCAUUGGUCUAUCACAAACAUCUCAAGAGGGUUUUCCUCAUAGAUCUGAACAGCACACAUGGCACAUUCUUGGGUCAUAUCCGUUUGGAACCUCACAAACCCCAACAGAUACCCAUUGACUCCACGGUUUCAUUUGGCGCUUCUACAAGGGCGUAUACUCUGCGAGAGAAGCCUCAGACACUGCCAUCAGCAGUUAAAGGAGAUGAGAAAAUGGGCGGUGAAGAUGAAGAGCUGAAGGGUUUGCUGGGCCUGCCAGAGGAGGAGACAGAACUUGACAACCUGACAGAGUUUAAUACAGCUCACAACAAAAGAAUUUCCACACUAACCAUUGAGGAAGGGAACUUGGAUAUUCAGAGACCAAAGAGAAAACGGAAGAACUCCAGAGUGACAUUCAGUGAUGAUGAUGAAAUCAUCAAUCCGGAGGAUGUGGACCCGUCUGUUGGGCGUUUCAGGAACAUGGUACAGACAGCAGUAGUCCCUGUUAAGAAAAAACGGCUGGAGAAUCCAGGCGCAUUGACCACAGAUGAUUCUUCAUCACGACGUAUGCAAAACUUUCCCUACAGUGGAGGAUUGUACGGUGGUUUACCUCCCACUCACAAUGAGGCAGGUUCCCAGUCGCAUGGCGUCCAUGGGACAGCACUCAUUGGUGGUCUGCCAAUGCCCUACCCCAAUCUUGCCCCAGAUGUGGACUUGACUCCUGUUGUGCCCUCAACAGUUAACAUGAACCCAGCUCCAAACCCUGCUGUCUUUAAUCCUGAAGCUGUGAAUGAACCCAAGAAGAAGAAAUACGCAAAGGAGGCAUGGCCGGGCAAGAAGCCAACCCCCUCCCUCCUGAUCUGAGUUGGGUUUUGUUGAGGGAGGGUGGGAGUUGCAAACUCCAGAAACUGUUUAUGUGCAGUAUCGUCUUUUUAAAAUUUCAAUGUCCUAACCAGAUGUAAUAUCAAGAUUGGAGAAGUGAAAUAUCCUUUAAAGAUCUGUCUUCAAACGUUUUUAUAUGUCUGUUUAAAAGAAAAAAAAAAAUACAGCUCCCAUCUCCUUAUAUAUCUGGCAGCCUUUUCUUAGCCAUUACUGUCCCCGGAGGUCUUUACUCUGAAUUUUGAUCUGUAAGUUGAAGGGACAGAGUCAUACAAUUUAAUUACCGUUUAUGGCAUGACCCUGCAAAUUCGUGUAUUUAGGUGUCGUGCUUACUAUGAGUAAUGUUGCUCCUGAUGGACUUGCUUGUAGCAAGUCAGCUGUAUCACAAGUAAAUGUUUGUGGGGCUUAGCCUUUCAGAAAUCCCAUUGGUAUGACUUCUAAAACUUGCAAAAUAUAGGUCAGCUUUUUUUUUUUUUUUUUUUUUUUUUUUUUACAUUUUCAAAGCCUCACUGAUGUGGGGCAUUAUCUUUUUUGUUUUGUUUUGUUCUAUUUGGCCACAGCUUGUUUUAAUUUCCUGCCUAAAACACUACAGGAUCCCAUGAGAACAUGGAGUUGAGAUGGAAGAGAAGCAGGUGGGCUUCCUUAGCUGUGUUCCGGUACGUUGCCAUGGAGAGCUGUGCGGAUGGAGGAAGGUGUACGGGGGCAUGGAGCUGAGCUUGUGUUGGUGCUAAGGGCAGCAUCCAGGCAUGGCAAGCCUGGGGGCGUUUGGCUGGUGGAUAGGCACUAUCCACACUCUGCAAACUAUAAACAACGUAGCGUUGACUUUCUCCCCUGCAUAACUUAAGGUGGAGUUAACACAGAGGAGAACAGUUUCUUUUAAACUUGGUGGCCCUUUUAAAUAGUUUCAUUUUUAUGUACAAAUGGAACUUGUGAGCUUAGAGCACAUGGGAGAUGCAACAAGACACACAUAAGAACGAGCAGCUGUCAGCAGCGUCAGAGUACUUGUGGUUCCAGUCGUUAAACAUGCAAUCUGCACACUGUUCUGGCUUCUAGGGGGUGAGAAUUGAGCGUGCUUAAAGCUACAAUGUGAAUUCUCAGCAGAGAAUCUGCCUCGCCUCGAAUAAAACAGUGCACAAGUUGGUUUCAUAAUAUUAACAUUUUUUGGCUACUUCAUCACUCUCUCCCAUUGAAAAAUAUGAGAAGCUCAAUUUGAGUUGUUGCUCUAGCCCUUCAAAUCUUUGGGUUUAGAUCUCAAAAUCUGAUUCGCGUGCAUUCAGACGCUGUGCCUUCACUUUAUACAAGGUAAGGCCAGAGCUCUGUUUUCCUUAAGUUUACUCUGGAUUUUUUUUUUUACAUUCUAUAAUGCAGUUCAGCUACGUAGCCACAUUCCUUUGUCGUUUGGGGGAUUUCUCCAGGAAACGUGCACUAAAGUGGUAUACCUGGCUGUUCGUUGUGUACAGCACUGUAGCCACCUGGCCGAGCAGUGUUGUGAGGACGUGAUGGCUGCUGGGGCAGUGCUGUGUCACGGGGCAUCUGGAGCACUGCGCGCACUACACCUGUUUUGGACAGAGGCUCCAAAAUCAGUGUGACUUCUGCAUCUGCAGAGGGAUUGCUUCUAUCAUGUUAUUGAGAUAAAAAUGAGCUACUAGCUACCCCAUUUACAAGAGCAAUGGCUUUAGAGACUGGUUUGUUCCCCUCCCCGCACCAUCGUAUCUAGCUCAGACUAUUACAUGGACGAAUACAGUACCUUCUCCAUGAUGUAGUUGUGCCGCUCUGUGUUUAGUUGUCGUAUUAUUGAAUAUGAUUCAGUCCUCAGACAUUCUGUUUCCGAACACUCCAUGCUGACUCUUAAAAUCUUUCUCCCUUUAUUUUUAGUUUUGCUUCUUCCUGGUAUGUAUAAUUUUCUUUUUUCCAGCCAGUCUGCUUUAUGAAGGCAACUCUUUAGGGUAAGACUAGUUAGGGCAAGUAAAAGUUGAACAGGUUUUCCUCUUCUUUUUUUUCCAUUUUGGGUUUUGUUUUUUUUGAGGGGGUGGAUGGGUGGGUAAUUUCUUUGGUUUUGUUUUUCUGCAAGUGGCUCUUUGCAAGAUUUUUCUUGAAAAGGGAAGCUUUGCUGCUCAUUGGUUUUUAAAGCUCUUCUCCUCCCUGGGUUUGAACAAGCUCUCAUUAUUUUAGAGCUUAAGGGCCAUAGCUGGCCAGUACAGGAGGGGACAGCAUAACAUCUAGGGGCUUUGUACAGAAGUUUGUACACUUGUGUAAUAUGUAAUAGGCCUUUUCACACUUUCUGUUGAGCUUUUUACCUGUAACCUUUACUAUGUUGUAAAUUAAAUGCAGAUUUUGCCAGUUUGG